Molecule: messenger RNA, 8705 nt
Organism: Salvelinus fontinalis (brook trout)
Lineage: Eukaryota; Metazoa; Chordata; Actinopteri; Salmoniformes; Salmonidae
Product: nucleolar protein 4-like
Exons: 11
Coding region: 792-2927 (711 amino acids)
Source: RefSeq, a predicted model, not a curated record
AUUUUAGCGAGCCAUUCCGCGCACACAUGUCCCAUCGAUGCUACAUGGUUUGUGGGUGUGUGGUAUCUAGUGGAGAAGAACAAGAGCCUGUACAUAAUACCUACUAUUCGCACACAUGUAUCCUUGAUCAAUUUAAAGCUUUAUCUAGGAGAGACAUCGUUGCGCUUUGAUUUGCCUUACAGGAGAUGGUUCGGGACGGCGGCAUUCAAGUUCGAUUCAAACAGGUGGAAUACAGUAGGUGUCGGGUGGAGUUGGGAGGAGGAAGGUAUCACGACAGCACGGGCUGCUAUCUAUCCUUCUAAUUUGUAGCGGACCUGUGCCAUAUAUGGACUCCGUCUUAUUAUAUAGCCUUAUUUAUGUAAAAUAGGCUACCACGUUUUAUUGUCUCCCCCAGGACAGUAGCAUUGUGAUAUUCAAACGGCGAAUCUUUAUUAGCUUGGAGACCAUUGACACACAGGUGGGAGAUACCCGUUUCUUAGGACGGCCCCUCUUUCAGUUCCUCAGAGCAGGAUAUGAGCUACUGACAUUUGUUAUUACCCUUUGGGACAGGAGGCGAACGGUUUCUGCUAACAGGUGUGAGAGAGAGCACACCAAUCUUCAUAGCCUGAUACGGAAUCCUUCCUCAUUGUUCGCAGGAAUAUCAAUCUAAGUCAUAUGUUGAUCCCUUUCUAGCCAAGAGAGAUACAUUUAAUGGUUCAUUGAAACAUACAUAGAAUAAAAUAGUAUAUUAUUAUAUAUUUUUAAGACCCAGUCCUCCUAUUUAAAAGGACACGGGACAUCAGAGAGAAACCAUGUCAAUGAGAAAACCCAGCUUGAAUUUACCCAAAAUGAGCAGAAACUCGGUGGUGUUGGAAGGAGAGAUGUUCGGCGAAUUUCAGGACUGGUGUCUCCGUACUUACGGGGACUCGGGUAAAACAAAGACAGUCACCAGGAGAAAAUACAAUAAGAUUCUCCAGACCCUUUUACACACCGACGACUCGGACGCCGUCUACAUCGAGAGCAACCACAUCAACGCCAAAUUCAAAUUCUGGGUGAAAUCCAAAGGGUUCCAGGUCGGGACAAUUCAAGGGGACCUGAACAAGAAUGGAGCCACUGACAUACCUGUCCUGUACGUCCCCAUCAAGGUGACGUGUGUGGACGGGAGCUCUGGGUCGGAAUCGUCUCUGAAGAGGGUGGCGGUGGUGGAGGACUUCUUUGACAUCAUCUAUGCCAUGCACGUAGAGAUCAGCACCGACCCCGGCAAAGCACCCAAACACGCCGGACAGAAGAAGACCUACAAAGCGAUAGCGGAGACGUAUGCCUUCCUGCCCAGGGAGGCAGUGACCCGUUACCUGAUGAGCUGUGGUGAGUGUCAGAAGAGGAUGCACAUCAGCCCUGGCGGAGCAGAGUUCAAAGAAAAUGACAGACCGACAUCACUGGUGCCGGAUCUCAUCGACUACAACAUGCCGCUGACCACCACCUAUCUGAAGCAGAUGAAACUCCAGUGCAUGAGUACCAAUGAGCAGGAUGAGACUUCAGUGAGCAGUGAGGACUUUGAUAUGAGCGACCCCACAUGGAUAUCAGCUGAUCACGGCCCUGCUUCAGACCUGAGUCCCCCGAACCGCAGAGAGAGAAUGCACAGCCCACAGAACGCACACAUUAAGGAGGAGGACGAUGACUCAUCCUCGGAGAGCGGCAGCGGGAACGGCAUGCACACCAUGACACUUCUGUCUGCGGGCGGGGCGGCCCCGGGGUCUGAGAGGUGCAUGGAGGGAACACCGUACAGGAAGGUGGUAAACGGCAACAGGCCCCCGGCCCCGCUGGACUUCAGCACCACCUCCUCGUCCUCAUCGUCCGAGGACCAACAGGCUCCAGUCAACCUGAGUGAGACCAGGCUGCCUGGGUCGGCCCUGAUGGGCCCCUUCCAGCUCGACCCCCCAGACGAGCUGCGCAGGAAGUACCCCGUCAAGCCUCUCGCCCAUGCCGCUGAGCUGCGCCUGGACAGAGACUCGAUCAGGGACUAUGGCAACAAGUCUCCUCAGUACAGCUCAGGAAGCUACGACUCAUUGAAGAUGGAGACAUGUGCCGAGGACCUGACCGUAACCAGAGGCGUGGCGGUGGCAGACGACGAUGACGACGAUGAUCACGACGACAGUGACAAGAUCAACGACACCGAGGGCAAGGACCCCGAGAGACUAAAGGCCUUCAACAUGUUUGUGCGUCUGUUUGUGGAUGAGAACCUGGACCGCAUGGUGCCCAUCUCCAAGCAGCCCAAGGAGAAGAUCCAGGCCAUCAUCGAGUCGUGUAGCCGCCAGUUCCCAGAGUUCGAGCUGCGCGCUCGCAAGCGCAUCCGCACCUACCUCAAAUCCUGCCGCCGAAUGAAGAAGAACGGCAUGGAGACACGACCCACCCCACCUCACCUCACCUCAGCCAUGGCUGAGAACAUCCUGGCAGCCGCCUGCGAGAGCGAGACACGCAAGGCUGCCAAGAGGAUGCGGCUGGAUGUCUACCAGGCACAUGAGGAGCAGAUAGCACUUGACAAGCCCAGUUCUCGCGAGCCAGCCUCCCUGGCCCACUCUGCCUACUCCCUGGCCGCCUCAGCCUACUCCCAGGACCAGCUCUACAUCAACGGUGGGCUCAACUACAGUUACCGUGGUUACGGGGGCCUAGGAGCAAGCAUGCAACACCCUGUCUCCUUGACAACCGCCACUGCUCAGAGCAACGGCCCUACUGACCUCAGCAUGAAGUCCCUGGUGUCCAACUCGUCAUCGGCCAGCUCCAACAGCCACGGGCGGAGCGGUGGCGGCGGAGGGAGCGGGGCCUCGGCACAGCUCAGCCCCACGGAGAUCACAGCCGUGCGUCAGCUCAUCGCCGGCUACCGCGAGUCAGCCGCCUUCCUGCUCCGCUCGGCCGACGAGCUAGAGACCCUGAUCCUGCAGCAGAACUGAGAUGAAAACUCCAUCUCCCCCCGACUCCCUCCUUCUCCCUCUCUCACUCCAACUCUCCCACACGAACCCUAACUAACUGACCAACCACUCUCGCACUCAGCAGAUCCAUUCGUCCGUGAUAUCGUCCUCCUCCACCAACCUUUACAUUCUCCUCAUCGCCAGGAAAAGAAGGCAUGCAACAGCGCUACCUUCCUCUAGUCUAAUCAUCCAAACCCCCUUGAUUGUUUUGGCAUUAGUGCGUGGAGAGAAAGAGCACUGUCUGUGACCACUUUGGAACAGCGUUUCUCCCUCUCUUCAACCACCUGUAAAGGAACGCGCUCCCUCCCAAUCAUAACAGCUCUCCCUCACUCCCAUAGCUCUGUGGAAAGAAGAGGGAUGACACAGAGAGUCGGAAAUGAGUCUACCUAGUGUGGGGGAGAGAGUGGUGGGCUGGUGCACUGGAGAACACUGAAGGGUUGUGCUGUAAUGAGAGAAGAGCACCCCCUUGUGUACGAAUAAAAUAAGUGGAUCCUUUUUGUGUGCCAGGAAGCUCUAUGUGCUGCAGUACACAGAUCCCCUAAACAACCUCGGCCUCCCCAAUAACAAUGAAAGCGAGACUCCCUGAUUAGUACAAAGAAAAAUCCUUUGAUUUGAAUCAGUUAGUUUUUUCGAAGCCUGUAGAAUAUUUACGUUUGUUUGGCACCGUUCCGAGCUACUGAAAAGGGGUGUUGACUGAUCUGAAAGAGAGCACUAACUAUAAGACACUGAACCACUUUGUUAAUGAAAAGAGGCCUAGGAAGAAGACUGGGGGGAAAAAUGUAAAAAGAGAGACAACUUGUCGCGCUCGCUGUAAAUAAGCUCUCUGUGUCCUAAAGCACUUUCCCCUGAUUCAGACCUCACCUUGAGUAAUAAAGACCGUGAUGUCCCGGGAGCAACACUUUAACUUAUGCAUUAUGGAGAUGCCAUCUUUUCCACAUGGAAAUACCUCAGAUCUACCAACCAACCGUUCUAGUACUUCAUUCAUACUGGGUGCCGUUAUCAUACAAUGUUCACCAGUUACUACCUGAUGUGUUCAGUGUUUUCAAAGACCUGCAGGAAGCAACGUCUUAACCAUUUCAAGAAGAAUAAAUAUUGUAACUAUAGUUAAAAUCUUAUCCCAAACGAAGUAUUCUUUGUCCCGUUAUUUGUGUAAUGUAUAUAUUCAGUCCAUAUUUGAUUCUAGAAGCAUCAGUAAAGUGAAGGACUGGGGGCAAGGAAGUAUGUUCUGUGGGAGACUGAACCUCUCCAAAGGUAGCUGGAGAUUUUUUUCCAGAGGCCUCCAUGUUUUCCACCCCCCUGGUGGCUCGUUGCUCCCCCAUCAAUUCCAGGUUUUGGUUUGUCCCGAUCUGGUUGUCAACACUCAUCACUCGAUGAUACCGUCUCUUCUGGGUCUGGUUCUGCAUUCCUCUCUCUAACCUACCCUCCUCCUCCGGACCUAUACCCCCCCCAUCCCCUUCUCCCCCCUGACCUUACCUGAGCUCUGUCCAGCUUAGUUCUGGACCUUGGUUCUGGGAGGAAUUCUGUAUUUCUUUGUCUAUUGACUCUUUGAGAUGGCCAUUAAUCCACGCUGCUGCUAUAUGGACCGGACUUUUGCCACAGACCUAUAACCUCAAGUCAGGACGCCAGCCUCCUGCACAACCAGAGCACCUCAAGACAACAACACAAACAAAAAGAAGCAAAAACUACUCGAGACAGAUAAGAGACAAAAAUGUAAUUUUUGAAAACGACAUGCCAUCCCAGUCAGUUGCUUCUCUCUGCUACUAGGCACUCUGGUUGAUCUUUUUGUUCUUUCAUAAGGCUGUGUUGUUUUUACAUUAACUUUUUCCUUUGUAGUUUUCUUCAUGGGUUUGAACCUCUGGAGGCAUAAAAGGAGCAAUGUGCUUCUCUUGCAGCCACUCACAAGGGUGAUCUGGGCCUAUCUAUCUUACUGUACAAUGUGUGGCCAAAGUCUGUGAGGUUUGUACCUUUUAGAACGAGAGGAGAAAAAAAGCUAAAUGUUUCUUCAAGAGGCAAGCCUGAAGGGGCUCAUUGUUGUGUCACUGUAAUUUGCUCCCUUUUGCACACUGAAGCAACAGAAAUCUGUGACGAAGGCCCUGCUUGUUCAGGGCUCCAUCUUGCACUGGCGAGGUGUGUACUACUAAAGGAAAGAGGAAGAGUAUCGCAAUGCAGUUGAUAAUCAUCACAUUCCUGGCCCUUGACUGCAUAGUGUUAACGAAAAGAGGCUAUCUGAGCCCAAAGUGCGAGUUGUACAACGCAUCACAUACGACCACCUCUAUUGUGUAAAUGAAAGCCAUUGAUUUAGGUGCACUAGCUCCAUGGCCUGUGAGAGGUCAUGUCUAGAAGGGAUUCCCCUGAUGUCAAAGUGAUGUCAAAACAUAGAUAUUCGAGUCACAUCAGGGAGAAUUUUUGCAUUUUAGUUAACCCUAACUAUUUUCCUAACCUUAACCUGCUGCAUAAGUUCUCCGAACCUGCUAUGAAAAGUCACUAAUGACAUUAGCGGCAUCCCAUCUAGUCAAGACCCCUGUGAGAGAUUGAAUGGAGCACUGGGCUCACUGGCAACAUUCUGAACCACAAAACAACACCUUGAUCUAUCCGCCUAGCAUACAUGUGCAAUGUCAAAUCUGAUCUCCAUAAUGAGUACAAAAUUAUUAAGAAAACAUUUUUUUUUUAUGUUAUGGAAAUAGUAUGCCUAGAUAGAAAGUAGAAAAUGAAGUCCAAGAAGUCCACUUCAUCUCAGAGCAAGCUCUUGAUUGAAUCUGCUUAGUGGGUAAAAAAAUGACAAACACAAGAGAAAUAUGCAAAAUGACCAGUCAAGAGGAAACCCCCUCACUGUGUUCUCUCUCAAUGUGGCUUUGAUGGCUUCAAAACGUGUUUUCUUAUUAGUAUCGCCCUCAUUUCUGCGGAUCCAUCCUUCACUCUGCUUAUGCCCUGGGAUCUUAAGCUACAAUUCUCUCAGUACAGUAGAUGAAUAUGACGUUUUUGUGUGUGUGGGGGGGGGGGGGGGGACUAGAAUUAACUUAGAAGGGGAUUCUCUUAAUUCUUAUUCACUUCAGUCUUAAAACUGCCUUUUUUUGCCAUUGCAAGUUUGAGGUUUCAAAGGAUUGCCAGACAAGUAGUACAAGCAGUGCUGUUGCCAAACUGUACAUAGUGCUGUAAUUUAUGAUCUUACAGAGCAGUUGCUAGAGACAGUUUUGCCGUCCUCUGUAUUUCCCUACUACCCCAGGUCAACACAGAGCGAUGGAUGGAUCCUACCUCUUUAGAAAUGACCAGUUGAGCGCUGCUGAAUUUUGUACUGUCACAUGCCACGAACGUCUGCUAUAUAGUUUAGUGGAAAAAAGAAGAAGAUUGUGAAAGUUAUGCAUUUGUAAUAUAGACCAGGGACAAUUAAAUGUAUCUCUAAGAAGGUGGUAAGAGAUUAUAUAGUAAAGCUCUCGCUAAAUACUCCUCCCUCCUCCUCCGUUUGCACCUCUGGGGUUUGCUCUGUAGUUUCUCACAGACAGCUACAUACGUUAAGAAAACAUACUGUAAAAAUAGGCAAAAGACAAUCUUGGAAAUAUGUAACUUGCUCACUGUUUAAUUUCCAUUCCUUUCUGUGUGCAGCUAUUGUAUACAGUGCGUCUUGGAGUAUUUUAGCCAUAAUCACAGCAUUCUUACUCAAACUUCUGGCUCCUUAACGGCGGUGGAGCGCUCAUAGUGGCCCACUGUCGAUACACAUUUUCUAUUUUUAUUAUUAUUUUAUACAUAUUUUGUAGUGCAAGUCAGUGGUAUUAUCAAAUAAUAUUUUGUACAAUACCAACAUCUCAAGUGAAGUUACUCUGUAUGCCUAUACUGUACAUUCCAAACAAGGAUGUCAACACGUUUAACAACCGACCUGACCAGCUUCACGUUUAGUGAUCUGACCUCUGUGCCCAACACAAAACCCACACCCUAACAAAUGCUUGAGGGAGUGCUCUCUGUUAAGAUUAGCAUUGUUGACCUUGUGAUUAGCUUCAAACAUGUUGUUGAUUGGAGCCAUGAUUAUUCUCCUGCUUAGGGCCAAAAAGACUUGACAUGCCAGAGAAUGUGCCAACCAAGCACAGACCAAGUUUGCAACCUUAGCCAUGGCCUUCAUGAAACUCCCCCUCUCAGACUACUGCAUGUAUCUCUCCCCCUGGGAAUGCUAUGCAGCAGUGUCAGCACUUCAGUGAAGGGGCAGUGUUCUGAGUGUGGGAAAGGUGUGAUUCCCUUAACCCUGAUCAUACUGUUUUAAGCGCCAACUGACAUUGGACCUCAAUGACUUUACAAAUGUCACCCCCAACAGAGAUGGUUCCACUCAGACAGGAGCAAAAAUAUGUGUGGUGCUGGUCAGGGUACCGCAAAUGAACACACAUUUUAAAACAAAUAUCUGCUUUGGUCAGAUGUAUAGCUCGACAUAAAAACAAGAAAGGAGAAAAAAAUGGCGGAACUUUUUAUUUUUCUAUCAGGGCAGUGUACAGCUACAGUCAAAUUAAAAUAGUUUUUCCGACCAUAGUGUGUUUUAUUUUAUAAUUUGGUGGUGCUUUGGAUUCCUCGGUUCUGUUUUAGGUUUUCCACUUUACCUACUGUACGAGAAGCUGAUUGUCUUUCUCAGUUUCGAUUUGUACCUAAUACCAAUGUGAAACUGUAUUUUCCUCCUGAUUUUGGACUCAGUGGAAGUGUGAUGUUUACAUGUACAGAUUUUUGCUAUUCUUUUUUGUUGUUUUGUUUGGUCAUUUCUCUCCACCCUGUUUUAAGUUAGUCUGAUACCUUGUACAUUGAUGGGAAAUGGGACCAUGUCUAAUUAGGUUAAUGUCACAUGGACACAUAUUUAGAAACUGGUUGUUGGGAGAGCUGUGUGCUUGGCCCUCUCCUUAGCUUACCUGAUACACACAAACCAGUGAGUCACAGUGAACUGAAGCUCUGGUGUGACCACUUUACCAAUAUACGAGAAUUUGUUCCUCAGUGAAUGAUAAGCCAUUGACAUGCCCUUGAAGGGUUUUCUAGACUAUUAGUAUAUUUGGUGAGGAAAAACUCAACUGCAGACAAAAACCUCAGGAAAAGGACACUUUUUUAACACAUCUUACUGAAGGCCCAUUUCCCUCAUUGAUACCAUAUAAAUUAUAUCAAAAUUAUUAUUAUUUUUUAUAUUUAUUGUGUUAUAUAUAUAUAUAUAUAUAACAGUGGAUACCUUUUUUUCCAGUACAUGUGGCUAAAUAUUUUUAUUAUUUAGAAAUAUAUAUAUAUAUAAUAUAUAUAUAUAUAUAUAUAUAUAUAUUAUGUGUGUGAAGCAACUUAAAGAUUGAAAAAAUAAGAAAAAAAAUAUUUCUGUUUGUUUAAUGCAAAACAGCAUGGGUGGUUCUUUUCCCUAACAUAUCACUUUGAUUAAUGAAAAACCAAUGAUUUGAAAUUAAGCUUUCUUAAGUGUGAUGUCACUGCUAAGGUAAAAUGUUUCCAAACUUAAAUGUGACUUUUUUUCUCCAAAGCUGUACAUCACAAAGCUAAAUAUACUAAUAAAACAGUGUGCUAUCUAUUAAACAGAAACCAAUGUCUUUUUGUCUUUUGCCAGGGAUGUAAUAAGGGAACGGUUGUUUUUACAAAAUAUAUGUAUAGGUAUUACCUUUAGUGGAUAUUUGUUUAUUUUUUGUUGUAUACACUAAAUUGCACAACAUGAUGUACUCUACUGACAGCUGAAUGCUUUAUUGUAGGCUAUACGUUUACAUUCAUAUUGUGUUCAUUGUACAAUACAAUAUAUUUCCAAACCAA